Messenger RNA from Phragmites australis (common reed), 2921 nucleotides. RefSeq names its product cysteine-rich receptor-like protein kinase 34. Lineage: Eukaryota; Viridiplantae; Streptophyta; Magnoliopsida; Poales; Poaceae. Gene Ontology annotation, molecular function: protein kinase activity; ATP binding. The transcript has 6 exons. The record is from RefSeq and is a predicted model, not a curated record. Bases 340 to 2454 code for a protein of 704 amino acids. Gene Ontology annotation, biological process: protein phosphorylation.
UGAUGGAUCGGCAGUUGGGCACGACGUACACGGCAAAAGGUGCAUGCACGCCCAAGUCAGGCUUCAAAGUUGAAAGCCCUGCGAUGAUCAUGAUGGAUCGGCAGUUGGGCACGACGUACACGGCAAAAGGUGCAUGCACGCCAAGUCAGACGCAACAGGCAAAGCUGGAACUCGACCGCACGGUCCAACUCCAAAAUCCCACCUCGGCCGCAACAGGCAACGCUGCCUACACAGCCCAUAGCCCCUGCCACAGUGCCACGCUAGGAUCCAACUCGAUCGUCCGAGUGUUGCAUACAUCGCGUGCACGUUCCGUGGAUUGGAAACGCAACCACCGGCGCCAUGCCGCCCGUGAAGCACCCGGCCCCAUCGCCGCCUCUCCUCCUCGCCCUCCUCCUCCUCCUCACGGCAAGCGUCGCCACCUCCCAAGACGAUGCCACGCGGCCGACCUGGCUCGACUGCGGCAGCGCCUCGCCUUCCCCAUCACCAGCACCGGCGCCUACCAGCGGCGGCGGCGGCACGUCGUUCCGCGCUAACCUCCUCGCGAUCCUGGGCGCCCUGCCCCACGCCGCGGCGCCCACGGGCUUCGCGUCCCUCUCCCUCGGCGCCGGCCGCGACCGCGCCUUCGUCCGGGGCCUCUGCCGCGGGGACUCCGCGCCGCCCCAGUGCCUCGCGGACCUGCAGGUGGCCGUCCGCAACCUCAGCGGCAGCUGCUCCUCCAGCCGCCGCGCCGCCGUGUGGUUCGACAAGGCGUACGCUACCUACGCCGACACCAACGCCUCCACCGCCGCCGAGAAGGACUUCCGCGCGAUCCUCUACGACGUGCGCACGGUCGCCGACCCGGGCGGCUACGAGCAGGCGUACGACGCGCUGAUGAGCCGCCUGGUGGCGCGCGCGGCCGGCGGCUCGGCGAGGAUGUUCGCCACCGGGGAGACGCAGUACGCGAGCGACGACCCCAACGGGACCAUGUACGGGCUGGUGCAGUGCAUGAGGGACCUCAGGGCGGCGGACUGCGACCGAUGCCUGCAGGAGUCGGUGCCGCAGCUGCCGCGCUGCUGCUCGGGGCAUCAGGGCGGGGUCGUGCUGGGCUACAACUGCUACCUGCGGAUCCAGAUAUACACCUACUACGACCUGGCGCUCGACACGCCGCCGCCUCCGGCCGCUGGACCGCUGCCGCCGGUCCCCUCGCCGACAGCCGGCAGAGAAAGACGCGGAAAGAGGAGAUCAAGACAUGCCGUCAUCGCAGUCGCAGUCGUCCUUCCCCUUGGAACGCUGCUACUCCUAGCAUUCGUGCUCACUGGUGUUUACCUGCAAAGGAGAAGAAGUAUCGAAGAGAACACAAGACCAGCACGCAUGCCAUGUCUCCGGCAGAGGAGAAGCAUCAAGGACGACAGCACCUACGUUAAUGUUCAUCUGGAGAAACUCACUCUGCCGGUGCUGAGAGCUGCGACUGGCAACUUCGCUGCAGAAAACAUGCUCGGAGAGGGAGGUUUUGGAGAAGUUUUCAAGGGCAGACUGCAGGAUGGACAGGCGAUAGCAGUAAAAAGGCUCUCCAAGGGCUCCUCGCAGGGGUUCCACGAGCUGAAAAACGAGCUGAUGCUCGCCGCCAAGCUGAAGCACAGGAACCUUGUGCAGCUUCUUGGGGUUUGCUUGGAGGAAAGAGAGAAGCUGAUCGUAUACGAGUACAUGCCGAAUCGGAGCCUAGACACAAUCCUUUUCGAUGCAGGGAGGCGGCGGCGGCAAGCGCUGGACUGGAGGAAAAGACACGCGAUCAUCUGCGGGAUUGCGCGCGGCCUGCUGUACCUCCACGAGGAGUCACGGCUGAGGAUCAUCCACCGGGACCUCAAGCCGAGCAACGUCCUGCUGGACGAGGAUAUGAGCCCCAAGAUCUCGGAUUUCGGGCUGGCAAGAGCGUUCUGGGGAGAUCAAUCCAGAGCCGUUACGAAACGACCAGCUGGAACCCUUGGGUACAUGUCGCCGGAGUACGCGUACUACGGGCACGUCUCGACCAAAUCGGACAUGUUCAGCUUCGGAGUGAUAGUCCUUGAGAUCGUCACGGGUCGAAGGAACACCUGUCCAUCAGCUGAAGACGGCGGCAACAAAACUCUGCUGAGCUAUGUAUGGGAGAUGUGGCAGCGCGGAUCAGUAGCGGAGAUCGUGGACGCAUCGUUGGGCGGCCAGUUCGCCCGCCAGGAAGCCCUCGCCUGCGUGCAGAUCGGGCUCCUGUGCGUCCAGAAGAACCCGAAGUCCAGGCCCGACGCGUCGGAGGUCGUCCUGAUGCUGGAUGACCAGCCGGCGGUCCAGCAGCAACCAUCCAGGCCGGCCUUCUACUCUGGAUCCACCGGCGUUGCCUCGUCGCGUGCUGCCAGUGGAAACGCGACGCUCGAUGCGCGUCGUCUCAUGCGCAGCUCUGAUUCGGAGAACGGCGUUACGAUUUCAGAGCUUCAACCGAGGUAGACCGUGUGAGGUUCAGGGUGCAGUGCAGUCCUCCAGCAGCCAGCGCUGCACUGGAAAGUGGAAACAUUCGUUCCUGACGUCGUAUGUAAUUAGUAAGUUGGACACGUGGAUCCGGUCGUGCCUGGUGCAUGCAACGCACGAUGAACACCCAUUCCACAAGAUUUCUUGCGCCGAAGACUCCUAACCAACCAGGCAAUAGUCGCAAGUUUCUUUGUUUCACCAGGCAAUACACCCGGUUUAGUUGGCAUGGUAGAGGUAGUGCUCGAUUGCUUGUUGCAAUGCUAUUCAUGUUGCCAGACCUAUUGGUUUGUCGCCUGCGACUUCGCCGCGCGUGACCAGGGAAUCUUGCAAGGCCACCUCGCCACGCGCACCGUCCUGGCCCCGAGACCGAGAGACGCGGCCGGCGGCGACUCCAGCCCACGUAAGAAUUGGUUUGGCCCACUUUCGAAAUGGAUCGCGGUUAUUAU